AUGGUUAUGUUGAUGUGUUCCCACGUCAGUCGUUUAGAUAUGUCACAACACACACCAGUAAAUAGUAGCAAUGGAAGUAAUAAUAGUAGUGGACAAUUAAAGUCGGUCUCUAGACCAUUGCCAUCGACACCUUUGAGUGCAAGUGGUGGUAAUAUAUCGACAACAGCAAUUCCAAUAAAUAGCAGUGGCAAUAAUAGCAAUACACAGAGCAGUGGCAGUGCACCGAAAUCACCACCACCUCCAAUCAAACCGAGAUUCACCAGCAAGCCACUGCCAUUGAAUCCUACACAACCAUCCAGCUCGCCCUCAAUCACACCAAUCUCACCAAACACCAGUGCCAAUGCAGGUGUCACUGGAAAUAGUGGUAGUGCAAAUGUAGUACCACCAUCAAAACCAACAUCAGCACCCCCAACUUUACCAAAACGUGAUUUUGCAACCACCACAACCAACACCACAUCUACAUCAUCAUCAUCAUCACCCUCUUCAUCAUCAACAAAAACAUCAUCAUCAUCAUCUGGGAAUGAAACAUCAUCAACAUCAACAUCAACAACAACAACAACAUCAUCACCUACAUUGUCAGGAAGUGGAUCAACUUCUGUACAACCACCAUCUUCACCACCACAACAAAUCAAACCAAGUCAUUUGAAUAGCAGCAGCAGUAAUAUCACUCCAUUAUCAUCAUCGUCACCAAAGACCGCUCCAAUAAGCAGUCCACCACCAAAUAAUUAUGUAACAUUAGGAUCAUCGUCACCAAACAGCUUCACUCCAACUUCACCAGAAAAAAGAAACGUUGAGAAUAGCGGCAGCAACAGCAACAACAGCAGUAGUAACACACUUACAUUUGAAAAACAUACAAUUUCACGUGAUGAAUCGAAUCAUUCAUUAUCAUCUCAUAGUGGUACUGGCACUGGCGGCGGAAUUGGCCAGAGCAUAAGCAGCGGCAGCAUCAGUUCCUACGGCCAGGAUGAAAGUCCAGACGCCGAUCGUGACCACGGCUCGGGCGCAUCGGUCGGAGCAGACGAGCGUAAAUCAAUCUUUAAGAAAUUCCCUCAUCAAUGGGCCAUCGGUAAGCUCGAGAAGGAGUCCAGCCAGAAGGAGAUCAAGAAGGAGGAGAAGGAGCGCAAGGAAAUCGAGCGUAAAGAAGAGAAGGAGCGUAAGGAGCGUGAGAAAGAGAAGGAAAAGGCAGAGAAGAAGGAACGUAAGGAGCGUGAGAAACUCGAGAAGAAGGAGAAGGAGAAGGAGAAAGAAAAGGGUGAGAAGGACGUCAAGGACAUCAAGGAUCGUAUACUCUCGCGUACUUCCAGCUCGAUCGCUUCCAAACUCAAGAAUGCAACUCUCACCAGAAAUGGACGUCUCGAUCACGACGACUAUCCAUCGAUGAACAACAAUAACAACACUUCCCCGAUUAUUGGAUCGAGUGGCGGUUCUGCACUCUCGUUCAACAGCAACAGUUCAUCUUCGAUACUGUCGUCAUCGCCAAACCAAGGCAAUGGAUUGGACUCACCUCACCACACAACAUCGACCGGCGGUUCAUUCACUCCGGGAUCGUCGCCACCACUGAACGCCGUCAACUCUGCAGAGAGUUCACUCUCGAUGCGAUCGGCAACACAACUCGAUACCAGUCGUGGACUGAUGACUUGGGGAUCGGGCAGCUAUUGCAAGCUGGGAUUCAAGUCGGUCGAGAAGGACAGCCAGCCAACACCAGAGAGACUUCCAAACUUUAAUAUCUCUGAUAUCUGUUCGAUAUCCUGUGGUAGCUACUAUUCUGCUGCACUCACAGAGAAUGGUGAUGUAUAUAUGUGGGGACGUGGAUCCGUCAAGAAUCCACCAAUUGCAACAUUAGGAAAUGGUACAUUCGAUGAUCAAUUAUUACCACAAAAAGUGGAAUCAUUACAAGAGAUUGUAGUUAUUUCAAUUGGUUUCUACCAUUCUGCAGCUGUAAAGUCAAAUGGUGAACUUUUAACUUGGGGUUGCGGUGAGGAUGGACAAUUGGGACACGGUGACGUGUUUAACCAACCUAUUCCAAAGGUUGUCCAAUCCAUCACAUCUCAUUGGGUAACUCAAGUUCAAUGUGGUGAGAAACAUACUAUUUGUUUAACAAAGAAUGGAAAAGUAUUUACUUGGGGUACUUCAGAAUAUGGACAGUUGGGACUUGGUGAUACUCAAAAGAAUUGUACACCAAUGUUGGUCACUUCACUCGAUAAGUAUCAUAUUAUCCAGAUUGCUUGUGGUGCCACUCACAACGCUGUACUCACAAACAAUCGUGAGGUUCUCGUUUUUGGAAAUGGUGCUGCCAUGGGAAGUGCCAAUAUCAUUUCGAUUCCAAUCAUGGUGCCAUCUCUCAAGAUCAUGAAUAUCGAGCGUUUGAGUUGUGGUCAUUACUCUACUGCUGCGCUGACAGAGUGUGGCGAUGUCUAUACCUGGGGAUCGGGUCAGGAGCUUGGACACGGUCACGGAACCUCAGAGGCACAUCCAAAACUCGUGGAGACACUCCGCAACCAAUCGAUUCGUCAGAUCUCUUGUGGUGGAAGACACAUGGCGUUCUUGACCGACAGCGGAAAAAUCUAUACCAGUGGAAAGGAUCCGUUCGGUCAACUCGGUCAUGCAGCAGGCGACCAAAAUCGUCCAAAGAAAAUAGAUUCACUAUUGAAGACCACUUUUAUGUCUAUAAGUUGCGGUGAGAAUCACAAUGCCGCUCUCUUUGACACCACAAGAUCGUUCCGUGACAAAUUCUGUUGGAAGUUGCUCGAGACUCAGAGAACACUGGUUCGUUCACUCAAUAUCAUUCGUUCGAUCUUCUUGAGUCCACUGUUGAUUCGUGACCGUGAGCAACUGCCUGAGAACAUGAAGCAUCUGCCAUAUAUCUUCUUGUCGGAGGAGGAGAUCAAAACACUGUUUGGUGCCAUCGACAAAAUCUACCAGGUCAACAGCAACACCCUGCACUUGAUGAACAAUCGUCUGCACUCAUGGUCCAACAAAAAGAAGAUCGGUGACAUUCUGCUGAACCAUUUCAAGUCUUCGGAUGUCGUUUUCAAUCAAUACAUUGACCAUAUGCCAUUCGCCAUUCACUCACUGGAGAAUCUGCUGAAGAAAUCGAACUCACCGUUUAACAUCUCUGGCAUGGUGAAAUACACCAAGAAUACACACAUCGACUAUCAAGGUCUGGUCGAUCUCGAAGCGAUGCUGGAAGAGAAGCAAGGAAAGGUUCAGACAAUCCUCGGAUUGGUCAAUUCACAACAGAUGUUGGCAUCGUAUAUCGCAUCGCAAGUGAAUCCACCAUCGGCCAGUGACGACUCCUCUAGUUUCCUCAAGGAGUACGACGCCAAGAUCGAAUCACUCCAGAAUUUCAAGAAGACCUGUCUCAAACUCAUCAAAUCCAGCAAGAAAUACUACGAAGUGGAACCAGAGGCAUUCAAAGAGCAAGGACACUUCUCUGAGAAUCUACUGCUUGCCAAGAGUUCGUUGGACGGACUGGUGGAUACACAGUUGGCAGCAUCGCUCGACCACUUCUCACAGUCGAUCAAGAAGAUUGGAUAUCUUCGUAGCGAGUUGUCGACCCGUACCAACUCUGCUUUCUCACAGCCACUGAGUCAGGUUGCCGACGAACUAGACGCUUUCAUCCCGCUGAUCGUUGAGAUGCGUAAGCGUGUGUUUGACGCACACCAAGAGUACGACAGUGCCGUCAACAAACUCUAUUCACUCGCCAAGAAUCUUCAGCCAACCGACAAGAAGAUGAUGGAAGCCGAGAAAGAGGUGAGCAACCUGAAGAAAGCACUCGAUAGAACUGUAUAUGAAUUCGACGCCAUCUUCAAGGAGGGUAUCCAAAUACAGUCGCGUUCACUCAAGUUGUUCUACGCCUGCAUGAAAGCACAGCAAGAGUACUUUGAGCGUGGACUUCAGAGAUUCCAAUCGAUGAAACCGUCGUUCGAUGCUCUCGACUCGCACUUCCGUCAGCAGAGUCGCGCCACCUGGUCGAAAUCGAUCCACGAGACACUCACCUCGACAUUCUCUGACAAAUCGUCGAAACCCAAAGAAGUUGUCGAGAAGGAGAAGGAGAAGGAAGCAGCCAUCAUCGUCGAAGGUUCGCCAAGUGCAAGCUCAUCGUUUAUCGCUGUCGAAGGCGAGAGUAGCAGCAGCUCAUCGCCAAAUCCAAAGGCAGCCGCUGCCUCCUCAGCCACAAUCGACCCACAAGUGAUUCUGGCCGAGUUGGAGUCAACCGAUUGGUCAUACCUGCUGGAUCCACCCACUGCCAACGAGUUUACCGACACCUUUAUCGAGGAGCAAUACGAUCAGAUGGUCGAACUACUUGCAUCGCCAUCGCUGCAAGUCGUUCAAUGUGUUGUUUCCCCAUGCUCCCAAGAAGAUCAAAUCAGAACGAUCGAGUCGAUCUCGCGUAUCUUUGACAGCUUCAACAAGAUUCGUCCCAUCAUUCAAACCGGUAUCGAAGUUGAGGUGCAAUCCACUGCCAAUCCCUCAACUCUGUUCCGUUCGAAUACCACCGCCACCAAGUUGAUGACCGCUUUCACCAAGAUGAAAGGUAUGCCCUAUCUCACAAAGAUUAUCACUCCUCUGGUCGUCAAGAAGUUCCCAGACAACAAACACUCGUCGGUCGGUGGUUUCGUAUUCCUCAGAUUCUUGUGUCCAGCCAUCAUUGCCCCAUACACCGCCGGUUUGGUCGACGAGGCACCCGGACCAGAGGCAACUCGUGCACUCGUUCUCAUCGGUAAGGUUCUUCAGAAUCUUGCCAACGGUAUCGAGUUUGGUCAGAAAGAAUCGUUUAUGAUCCCAGUGAAUCGUUUCAUCAUCGGUAAUCUCAGUCGUCUCAACGAGUACUUUGACAAACUCACUGACGUGCCAGACUACCGUGGUGACUACAUCCCAAUAUCGACUAGAGACGAAGUUCAAAAAGAUAUUAGAAACAUUCAUCUCUUAAUUGUAAAGAAUUUAUCCAAAGUACUCAAGCAACUUGCACUCUACAAACAAAAAGAAAUCAUAGGUCAACUCGCUAAAACACUUGUAUUUUUAGGUGAUCCACAAGCAUUAAAUAUAAUUUUCUUUGUAAUUACAAGGUUGGUUGAUGAUUCGGCAAUCUGGUUAAAUGAAGGUUGGUGUGAUGGCCAUAUUUUAUCAGAAAAUUUAAAAUUUAAAAGAAAAUUGUUGUUGUUGUUUGAAAUGAACAAGAUGAUAGAUUUGAAGAGAGUCGAUGCAAUUAUAAAAUCCGUUCUUAUUAAAAUUAUAGAGUACUUUCCAAAGUAUGAAUUAAGUACCACCAAUAUUGUAACACCAGAGCAGCGUCUGCCACUCGGGCCAACCUUGUUUCUUUCGUUUCAGCAUGUGCUGGCAAUGUUUGGUUCCAGUGUUGUUUGUCCGCUGCUCAUGGGUUUCAAUGCCAACACUGGAUUGCUGUUCUCUGGAAUCGGUACUCUGAUUUUCUAUGUCUGUACAGGAGGUAGAGUCCCAUCUUAUGUGGGAAAUUCAUUUGCUUUCAUUGGUGUCGUGAAUGCCGCCACCAAUUUUCAUUAUAUUCCAGGUGGUCCAACCAACCAACAUAUUCCCGUUGCACUAGGAGGAAUGUUUGUCUGUGGACUUAUCUAUCUGGCGAUUUCGCUGAUAGUCAUUUUCUUGGGAUACCGUUGGUUGGAGAUUCUUAUGCCACCUGUAGUCACUGGUGCAGUAGUGCUUGCAAUCGGCCUGAAUCUUGCCGGUUCUGCCAUUACACAGGCAGCGGUAUCUGGAUUUGAUGCAUGGUUUUCUUUUUGUACUGUGAUGUCUGUUGCUUUGGUGACAAUGUAUGCACCUGGUCCACUCAAAAGAUUGCCAAUUUUAAUAGGUGGUUUAUUCGCAUAUCUUCUCUACCUCUUCUUUGGAUUGGGUGGUAUUGGUCCAGGAAUUGAUUUCAAACCAGUGCAUGAAGCCAAGUGGAUCGGUGCUCCACCCAUUCACUAUCCAGUAUUUGAAACUGGAGCCAUUACACUGAUUGCACCGGUUGCAAUUAUUUUGGUCGCUGAAAACAUUGGUCAUGUUAAAGCUGUAGGUUCAAUCACUGGAAAACCAAUCGAUCAAUAUAUUGGUCGUGCAUUCCUUGGUGAUUCAUUGGCAACAAUCUUUGCUGUAUCUUUUGGAAGUAUUGGAACAACAACAUAUGCCGAAAACAUUGGUGUAAUGAGUAUUACAAGAGUAUUUUCAACAUUGAAUUUCGUUAUUGCUGGUCUUGUUGCUAUCUUCCUUGGUUUACUUCCAAUUUUCGGAGGUAUUAUUCAAACUAUUCCAUCGGGUGUAUUCGGUGGUUUAUCUAUUGUUUUGUUUGGUAUGGUCGCUGCUACUGGUGCACGUAUUUGGAUUAGUAAUAAAAUCAACUUUUCGAAACCACGUAAUAUGUUGACAGCUGGUAUCUCGCUUGUAUUGGGUAUCGGUAUGGCCAACGGUACUGUUAUCACUUGGGGUGUUGUUAAAAUAGAUGCCAUCGGUGCUGCCACUCUUUCCGCAAUCAUCUUGUACCAACUGCUGCGAGAGAAUUGGAUUCACAUUUUCAGAUACGUAAUUGCCAAGUGCAAAGGACAACACUACGAGAUUCCAGAGGAGGAAGAGGAUGAGGAGGAUGACUUGCACGGCGGUGGUGGUCUACCACAAACUCAAACUCCAACACUCGGAGGAAAGUCAACUUCUUCGUCGUCCGAUUUGGAGUUGCCAACGAUUGGUGAAGACAGCUGUGUCAUUGCCAUUGACACCCACAGUGGUUCCGGAUCGAGUUCACCAAAACUCCACGAAUCCAGUUCACCACUGAACGGGUCGAUCAACUCUGAGACCAACAGUUCUGGAACCAGCAGUAGUCCAUCGCUCUGGAGAUCUGUAACCUCCAAAUUCACCAAGAAAUCAAAAACUGAUUAUCCUUCACCGGGAGCAAUCCAUAAACUUUAA
Heterostelium album PN500 is the source of this 6918-nucleotide messenger RNA. RefSeq names its product regulator of chromosome condensation domain-containing protein. The record is from RefSeq and is a predicted model, not a curated record. Lineage: Eukaryota; Evosea; Eumycetozoa; Acytosteliales; Acytosteliaceae. Bases 1 to 6918 code for a protein of 2305 amino acids. The transcript has 9 exons. Gene Ontology annotation, biological process: transmembrane transport; regulation of GTPase activity. Gene Ontology annotation, cellular component: membrane. Gene Ontology annotation, molecular function: guanyl-nucleotide exchange factor activity; transmembrane transporter activity.